AUGGCGCCCGCUCCCGGCCAGGACGACUUGGACAGAGCCUACUACAACCUGGUGGCCCUCCUGCCGACCGGGACAACCCCUGCGCCUCCCCGCCGCCUGCCGGCCGACAGGCGGCGCCUCCUGCAGGCCCUCGCCGCGGCCGCCGCCAAGAACAGCCCGGGCGACACCGGCGGGCGCCGCCGCGUGCCACGGGGGUCCACAGACGCCUUGCAACAACUGGCCGUGCUGACCAUGCCCAAUGGCGAGCCCCGGGCCGUGCUGGCGUUUGUGCUGGAAGGCCGGGUGCCGCCCGAUCCCGACAGGAUGCGACAGGACCACUGCCGCCGCCUCGCCCAGGUGAUCCAUGCCGCCGCGGCAAAGAGCGGCCCGCUUCCGGCGCGCAGCUCAGGGCCGGCAGGCGGGAGCUGGUCGAGCGGCAACGCGGCGGGCGGGGGCGGGGGCAGGUCUGGUGGCAGGCCUGGUGGCAGCGCGGCGGGCGGGAGCGUGGUGAGCGGCACCGCGGCGGGCGGGAGCGUGGUGAGCGGCAGCGCGGCGGGCGGGAGCAGGUCUAGCGGCAGCGCGGCGGGCGGGAGCGUGGUGAGCGGCAGGCGGGGCGGCAGGCAGGGCGGCGGCCGCCCGCAGCUGACGCUCGUGUCGCGCAGGCCGCCCGCCGCGGGGCCAGGCGGGCCUGGGGACGGCGGCCAGCUGCCUGGGCCGCACCCGGCGCCGGCCUCAGGCGCCGCGCCUGCUGGCCAGCGCCGAGGGCCGAGCCUGAGGCAGCGGAUGGCGCUGACUCGGCCGCAGAGCACCUCGACGCAGGCCGGCAAGCGAGGCGCGGCGCCGGCAGGCGGGCUAGGGGCGGCCCCCACGGCACCUGCUGCCGCUGCUGCGCCGGCCGCCGCUGCCGAUACAGGCGAUGCGGGACAGCGCCCGACUCUGAGGCAGCUGCUGGCGCGGUUUGGGGGGCUUGGGCGGCAGGGAGGCCCGCAGCCCACGGCCAGCGCGCACCUCAUGGCCCCGCCACAGAGUAGUGUGAGGGCGGCGGGUGGCAAGCGUCAGGCGCCGUCGCCAGACCCGGCGCCGGGGCGUACGCGGCGCCAGCAGAGCAGCCCGUUGGCGCUGAUGCCCGAGCAUGCUGAGGUGGACGCCAUCGGGCGGUACUUGAACGAGGUGCUGACCAAAGAGGGGUCCUUCGUUGUGCAUACUGUGGACGUGGGCAUCGUCAACCCCUGUAUCAACUUCAACAACACCAAGGAGCCGGACCUUGGCCUCGGGGCCUUCUUCCAGGGCGGGAAGGCGCUGGAGCUCGCGUUCUAUUUUGGGGAUGGCAGCGCCCUCAUUGUGCGGCUGGGCCUCUCCAUCUACCCCCUCUUCAUCGACGAGGACCUCCUGACGCAUGGCGAUCCGCUUUGCCCGUACGCCUACCGGGAGGCGUGCCCCGCGCCCGGUGAAGCCCACAAGCAUCGCCGCUCCCAGGUCUACCCCCACCUCUGGUGCGCCCCCAACAUGGCGGCUGUCUUCAUCGGCUCGCUUCCUGGAUACGGGCGCGCCGCCUUGGUCUUCCGCACUGGCUUGCCCGACAAUCGCCACGUCUUCUUCCUGCGGCAACGCACGGGCGUGCUUGACGCCCCGGUAACGCCCGCCACCGCGGCCGCCUACGAGGCCAAUAUGUGGGAGGUGGCCCGCACGCCUGGCGCUACCCUGCCGCUACGAUACCCAGGCGGGCCCAGCCCCUUCAAGUACCUGUCUCCGUGGGGGCAGAUGAUGAUGGCGGGCAUCGCCGACCUCAUCUUCCAGCGGUGCAGCCUUGCGGAUAUCCUGGCAGGGGUGGACAGGAAGGGCAAGGCGGUUGAGCCAUUCAUGGAAUACUUUGCAGUCAGGAGGAGCAGCGAGAGCAGCAGCGAGAGCAGCGACGGCACAGGUGGCACCGUCGCCAACAUGCUGCUCAAUGGGUAUGGUGCCUACUUUGCAUCUGAUGGCUUCAACCUGCUUGUGGGAAGCCUGCUCUUGGUGUUGGCGGUGUGCGCGGGGAUCUUGGUCUGGCGGCGUGGAGCCAAGCUGACCGCCUUCUUCGGUUGGAGGCCAUAUGCAGGCGACCAAAAGCUCGCCAACAUCGCGUUUGGCAGGGCCGACGGCACUGCUACCCACCGCCGAGCAGCCGGCCUGGGUAGACGUGAUGGUGGCGGGCAGAAUGAGCGGGUGAUGAAGGAGCGGGCGCAGGGCAAACGCAAGCGGGUGGGGGCCGACGGCUCGAGCCCCGCCAAGAAGCAGAGGGGGCGCGGAGGGGUAGCCAAGAAGGCGGAGGCCCCCAGUGGCGUUCCUGGCUCGGCCGCGGCCUCCACCCCCUCCAAAGUGGACUGGGAGGAGAUGGAGUACACCAAUGCCGCCCACACCAUGGCGGGUGGCAAGCUCGAGGAGCCGCAGUACGCGGGGCGCCACAUUCUCAGAGAUGCGGGCUUGGAGCCGCCGGGGCCUGAGUAUGCGGUUGAGGACCCCCAGGAUAGGCCAGUGCUGGGAGCGAGCGUGAUGGUGUACUGGGAGUGCUCGGAGUGUUGGUACUAUGCAGUGGUCACAGGCGUUCCCAGCAGCCUCUCAACAAUCUCCACCAUGUACCCGGAUGAGGCCCCCGGGUCUGACCACCAUAAGGGCGUGGAGGACCUAGCUGCCACGCCAUGCGUGAUAAUCGAUGGCCAGCCGGACACGAGCCGGUGUCCCGGACUCAAGCCCGGCGAGGUGAUCUUUGCGGAGCAUGGCGGGGGCUUCUAUGUCGCUACCGUGAGCGAGCACGCGGGCAAGGCGCGCUACAAGGUGGUCUGGAGCGGGGAGGGUGGCUCCCCGGCACUAGUGGAUCUGGCGCGCGCCCGCUUUAACGAUCUCAUGUACGAGGUGGAGGAGAUGGUGCUGCGGCGCCUCAAGGCGGAAGGCGGCUUCCCAGAUGACACGCGCCCGAUCCUGCGCCCCACUCGCUUCCACGCCCAGUUUGUUGAGAGGACGGGCACCAUGCUGUUCCCGGAGGCUGAGCUGGACCGGCUGCUCACCGGCACGUUGGGCCGCUGCCGGCCAUGGGACGAUGGCCUGCCGGAUGGCAGCAGCGCGGCGGGGGAGCGUGCACAGCUGGUGGAGCGGGCAAGUGGCAACGAAGGUGCAAGUGAGAAGAAGCACAAGAAGAAGCUCCGCCGAUCCAGGCGCCGGGGCAGUGGCCUGGCUUAG
Chlorella variabilis is the source of this 3189-nucleotide messenger RNA. RefSeq lists its product as hypothetical. The record is from RefSeq and is a predicted model, not a curated record. The coding region runs from base 1 to 3189 and encodes 1062 amino acids. The transcript has 23 exons. Lineage: Eukaryota; Viridiplantae; Chlorophyta; Trebouxiophyceae; Chlorellales; Chlorellaceae.